Cyanidioschyzon merolae strain 10D is the source of this 828-nucleotide messenger RNA. RefSeq names its product histone H3 variant. Lineage: Eukaryota; Rhodophyta; Bangiophyceae; Cyanidiales; Cyanidiaceae. Bases 1 to 828 code for a protein of 275 amino acids. Gene Ontology annotation, cellular component: nucleosome. Gene Ontology annotation, molecular function: protein heterodimerization activity; DNA binding; structural constituent of chromatin. The record is from RefSeq and is a predicted model, not a curated record. The transcript has a single exon.
AUGGUGCGCGUGUUUGGGAACCCCGUCGGGGGUGCGCAUCAAUACCGUCAGACUCAGGCGUUGAACCGCGAUGAGUCUCUUAGAGAACAGCUACAAAGAACGACUGUGGCGGAGCAGGAUGAAAACAUUGAGCCAGAACCUGAACGCAGUUCACCGGACGAGGCACAGUCGCGCCUCAAGUCGCUGCUGGGGAGCGUCGCACGCUCCAGUUCACUGCUCGGUCGACGCGUGGCCGGUCCGCCCGGCUCGUCGUUAUCGAAUCUAGCGGAGACGAGGCUUCUCACGGAAGAAGCGGCAAACAGGCCUACUGGCGCGGGACGCAGCGAACGCGUCUCAGCCGGCAGAGCGGAGCCGUUGCCACCGGGACCCACCACCGCCACUACCAACGCUGAUGCGAAUACAGUUCAGCGAGGGCUAUCUGUGGCGAGCGCGUUUCCACCUCGAGCACCGCUGCAAGCCGCCGGUUUCACUGUCGCGCGACGGACGACACGGUCUGGUGUACAACGCAAGCACCGCUUCCGGCCCGGAUCACGUGCUAUCAUGGAGAUUCGCAAGUUCCAACGCUCCACGGAGUUGCUGCUCCGCCGUUUACCGUUCGCGCGCCUUGUACGAGAGAUUUGUGAGCGUUUGUUUGGAAGCUCCGCGUUCCGCUGGCAGGCAAGUGCGCUCGAGGCAUUGCAAACCGCAGCAGAGGAUUAUCUCAUACACCUCUUCGAAGACAGCAAUCUUUGUGCAAUCCACGCUCGCCGAGUGACCAUCAUGCCGCGAGAUAUCGCCCUUGCACGAAGAAUUCGUGGCUAUCAUAGCGAUCCGCACGGGUACCUCUGA